AUGCCAUCUGUUAGUCAUUCUCGUACGAAUACACGUGCGGAAGAAGUAGCACGAAAACUUAAAGGCAUUGAACGAUAUAAUCCAAAUUGUCGUCCAAUGCUUGAAGAAUAUGUUCAAUAUCAAAUUGAUAAUCGUUUUUAUGAUUUUGAUGCUAAUAUGGCUUUAUUAAAAAUGUAUCAAUUUGAUCCAAGUUAUUUUCAAGCUGAUAAAGUUGCAGAUAUUCUUCUUUUGGCAUUAACAAAUUUGCCAAAAUCAGACUUUUUACUUUGCAAAUAUUUGCUUGAUACACAAAAAAGUCAAGAAAAUACACGUGUAGUUGAAGCGUUACAAUUUGCUGAAUUACUUGAAUCAUGUCGAUUUCAAGAUUUUUGGGAAACAUUGGAUCGUACGUCGGUGAAAAUUCCAGGUUUUGAAGAUCGUAUUCGAGAAUUUAUUUGUCAAACAAUAAAUCGAACAUAUCAAACAAUAAAUCGUCAAGAAUUACAUUCAGCAUUAGGUCGUCUCUUUAACAAUGAUUUUGAAGCAUUAAUUAAAGCUCGUGGAUGGAAAGUACUUGCUGAUGAUCCCAAUUAUAUCUGGAUUGCUAAUCAUGAAGAAAAUAUAAAAUCUCGAAAUAUAGUUGAAAAGAUUAAAUUUGAACAUGUUGCACCAGUUAUGAAUAUUGUCUAA
Molecule: messenger RNA, 669 nt
Organism: Rotaria sp. Silwood2
Lineage: Eukaryota; Metazoa; Rotifera; Eurotatoria; Philodinida; Philodinidae
Source: the annotation of a GenBank genome assembly